AUGUCCAAUCGUGCCACGUCGUCUGUUGUAUCGAAAGAAGUUGAAUUGAAACGAAAGAGAAAACGAAGUAAAGCAGCAUCCAAAAAGCAAGAAACACGCACUGAUCGUAUUCGUCAAAUGGAUAGUGACAUAAGUCCGGAUGAGGCAAAUGAGCCAAUGCCAAUAAAACGACAGAAAAUAUCUUUGGUACAUUCUUACGCAACGAAACAGUCGAAAACCGAAUAUAAAUGCAACCACUGCAAUAAAGUUAUUCGUUGUGGUGUUGGAACAAAUGCAAAUAUUAGACGUCAUUUGGCAAGAAUGCAUGGAGUUGCUAAUAUCAAAUCGAAAAGUCAUACCAUACGGAAUGGUGGACAAAUUGAUGCUGUUCGAAAAUCUAUUUACCAUGCAGCUGCAAUUAAAGCAAUCGUUGUUGAUGGGCGAUCAUUCAAUGAUUUUAGAAAAAAAGGUAUGGCUAAUUUUCUGUCGAUGAUCCCACCCGGGUAUUUUGGACCGCAUGAAAGAACAGUACAACGUUCUUUGGAGCAUUUGUAUAGUGAGAAGUUAUGCGAAUUACAAAAGAAAUUGAAAGAUAUUCCUUGGGUGUCAUUAACUACGGAUUUAUGGCGACGACCUAAAAAACAUCAUUAUAUGCUGAGCUUUCAACGUUUUCAUGGAAGACAUUUUGCGAAACGUAUUCAAAUUCAUUUAUUACGGAUUGUGAAAAAAUUUGGCCUUCAGUCGAAGAUCAUCGCAACAACUAGUGACAAUGGUAGUGAUAUUCGUUUAGCAACUCAACAACGCCACAUAUUUGGGAUGCGAUUAUAUUGUACAGCUCAUGGAUUGAAUUUGACCGUAAAGAAAGGACUUGGUUUAUGGGAAAGAAAACGUGAAAAUCAAAAGGGUACUGGUAUUUCCAAGAGAGUAUUCAACACAUUGGCAACUAAUGAAGAACAACAAGAAGAAAAUACACAAGAAGAAGAAGGUCAACAAGAAGAAGAAAAAUAUGAAAAUGAUGUUGAUGAGCAGGACGAGGACGAGGAAGAAGAAGAAGUAUUAGAUGAAACGAUGCAAGCAGUUGAAGAUUCUAACAAUGCUGCAGCCUCGAAUUUUGCUACACAAGAAAUUGAAUCUGACAACGAAGAUUGUUAUGAAUUUCCAAGAGACGAGGCAGAUGUCAUUUCAUCUGAUGACGAAACAGAUGAAAGUAGUGAACCAUCAUCGAGUCAAGGUUUCAUCAUUGAACAUGUUGAUGCUCUUCUGGCUAGAUGUCGAAAACUAGUAAAUAUGAUUAACAAAUCUAGCAUCCUAUAUGAAACAAUUCAAACGUUGGCACGACCAGAGGUCAAGGUGGAUUUAGUUGUUGAUAUGAUUAUUAGAUGGAAUAGUACUUACAAAAUGUUAUCUCAUUUUCUUAAAUAUAAAUCAAUUUUACCUAUCUUUAUGGAUGAAUUAUUAUCAAACAAAAGUGUUUCAGCCAAGAAGCGAAAUUUAUUAAUGAAUUUGCAACCCACCGAUGAAGAAUGGAACAUUCUUAGUACAUUGUCUGAAUGUCUUUCGGUUUUUGCAGAUGCAUCUGAAAUGUUAUCCGGUAGCAGCUAUCCAUCUUUCGCUUUACGUUAUCCUAUUCUCGACUCAAUUCGAUAUUAUUUAAAUACUAAAAGUAACAGUCAUAUGGAACAAGUUAUUAAAAGUGAACUAAAGAAUAAAUUUAAAUUUUAUAUGGAACAUUCUAUUAGCUCCGAAGAACAUAAACUUCUAUUGAUAAAAGAUUUAAAUACAGAUCGUAUUGGACAAUGCUAA
Messenger RNA from Rotaria socialis, 1782 nucleotides. The record is from the annotation of a GenBank genome assembly. Lineage: Eukaryota; Metazoa; Rotifera; Eurotatoria; Philodinida; Philodinidae.